CCCAGAGUGACGCAUAUAUGGCUUGAGGUCAUCAGCGCUAUGCAUAGGGCUGGAAACUCUACAAGGGGUCAAUCUACCUUUCUGUUCCAGUCAAUGUCCGCAAGAUGGUUUGGUCAAUUGCCGUUGGCGGAGUCUUGUGUAUCCCCGAAGCCAGACAUUGGGCGGCUACCAUCCAGGCCCAAUUUCCAGCUAGCCGCCUGGUAGCAGAAGCAUGUCCGCGAGUCCAAUGUUCAACUGCGUGGCAGGGAGAAGAUCACUACUGCUCGGGCGACAGAAACUUGGUCCAAACUCAAGGGCAAAUGCGUGGUCAUGUGAGGCUGAGGUGAGAAUACAGGAUAUAGACUCUAUAUACUGUACAGUGCAUACAUGGUCCAUACAUGAACAGGACUAGUAUUGGC
Messenger RNA from Aspergillus homomorphus CBS 101889, 398 nucleotides. RefSeq lists its product as uncharacterized. The coding region runs from base 105 to 326 and encodes 73 amino acids. NCBI's taxonomy places the organism in Eukaryota, Fungi, Ascomycota, Eurotiomycetes, Eurotiales, Aspergillaceae. The transcript has a single exon. The record is from RefSeq and is a predicted model, not a curated record.